Molecule: messenger RNA, 11989 nt
Organism: Xyrichtys novacula (pearly razorfish)
Lineage: Eukaryota; Metazoa; Chordata; Actinopteri; Labriformes; Labridae
Source: the annotation of a GenBank genome assembly
GACUAUCAGAAAUAUCCAGCACACAAGAAAGAGAGUGUGUGGGACGGAGAGAGACAAAGCAAGCAGAGAGAGAGAGAGAGGGAGGGCAAGAGAGAGAGAGAGAGAGAGAGAUGUGGAGAGCAUGUGCACCAGUGUGUUGUGUGUUGGCUGUACUUCUCGCGUCUCUCUCCUCUGAAUGCACGUCUUUGGUUUCCCUCAGAUAAGGACAGCGCAGCAGUGAAGCCGAGCAGAGCUGGAGUAAGAGACAGAAGACACAUUGUUCUGAUCAGAUGAACAAACAAAUCAAAUGAGUCAGAGCACAUCUUUCGUUCUUCUCUUCGUGGGGUUACUCCUCAGCGCAGCAGGUAUGUACUUCUCACUCUCUCUUUUUUUGCCUUAUUCAUUUCUUUUUACUUUUUUUUUUUAUAUAUAAUGCACAUUUUUCCUUAUUUUUUUCCUCAGUGAAGUUAUAAAGUAACCAUACAGUUUUGGUUAGAUAUGAGAGUUUCCAUCGGCUGCAUAAGCUCUCACUUUUACAAGCAAACAUAUGGUUCUCACUGACUUUGAAAUAGCGGCAGAUACAACUGUCAGAUGGGAAUUAAAGAUGCAGAACUUUGUUUUUACCAGAAGAAAGCAGAGCAACAUAAGCAGACAAAGGGACAGCUUACCUAGCAUGUAAAAACUGUCUGGAUGACCAGGACAUCAAGAACUUACGUAGAAAAAAGUCUCUCAAUUAUAUAUUUGUGAGUCUUAAUGGUUAAUAUUUCUCAGUCAAUGGCAAAAUUGGUAUUUUAAAAAAUCAUUUGGUUAUUGUGCGGUGUAGACUCAACAUGAUCAGUUUUUAAUCUUCCCUGAUUAUUUCUUAUUUAUGAAAUAACUGUGUCUAAAUGUUCACUUUGGUGUAAAACAGAAGUAGCCAAUCACAUUUGUAAAAAAGUAUUUGAUACGUGUUAAAACAUUGUCAAAAACAUUGACCUGGUUUUCACUUUUUUCACUUUUGUGAAAGUAAAGCAUUUUGAAGAAGUGAAAGACUUCUGUGGCUGUAGUGGGAACAGUUUGGUGACAGGACACACAUCAGCAAAUGUGAAGGACACAGAGUGUUAUCCAAUCAUUGAACUCUGUGUACUGCUAAGCGUAUGUGCAUCACUAUAAACUAUCUAAAUUGAAUAGAAAAUACGGUUUGGUGUGGCAUGUUCAGCAAACUGCUUAAUCUGUUUCAGCAGCUAUUGAAGUUUUGCAGGAUUAUUCUCUUAAAUUGACUUUUUCAGCUUUUAGACAAACAAAGGAUUGUAAAUACUGUCACAGCCAAACUCAUGUGGGAGGCAGCAGAUGAGUUAGCACCACUUUUUUUACUCUUCAAUAAGGCAGAUGUAAGGAAAUGUUUCCUUAUAUUCCUAUCGUAUAGGUUCACAUGCCUCCUGCCCCCUCGAGUUGAGACCUCCCAGUGUUGUGGUCAAAUAUGGAGACCCAAUCUCAAUCAACUGCAGCACAACGGAGACCGCGUUCGAAUCAAUUGGUUGGGAGGCACCAAAAGGAGGCAAAAAUCAACAAAAGGUCAACCAUCUGAUCUGGAGUUUGAAGAGCUUGACAAACUGGUCUAUCUCACCGUCCUGCUACUUUAAUGGAGAGAGUGGUGAACAGUGCGAAAAAACCCCGGACAUAGUUGUUUACAGUAAGUUUUAUAAAUAUAUUUUAAACUAACACUGAUUCAUAAUUAAGUCUGUCUAAUGACAUCUACUUUUUCUUCAGCUUUCCCAGAAACCAUCAGUAUCAGCUCUGAGAGUGACAGGGUGAGAGAAUCAGAGAAACUUAACAUCACAUGUGACGUCCCCAACAUAGCACCUGUUCAAAAUCUUACUGUGAAGUGGUACAAAGACGAUACGUUUCUACUGACAAGGACUUUUGAUGGUUCGGAGAGAGAACCAGUGGCUCAGUCAUCAAUCCUCAGUUUUGAAGCAAAGAGACAAGACAAUGGAGCCACUUUCAGAUGUGAGGCCCAUUUGGACCUGGGCCUAGAGGAGCUACAACUUAAUGUGUCUUCACAAGAGUACAAUAUCAAUGUUCUCUGUAAGUAUAGGCCUAUCACAUGAUAUAUGUACUUUUUCGAAUGUCUCAAAGCGCACAUUGAAGUUCCUAUGAAGGGUGGGUUUAAGGGUCCAUUGUGUCUCAAAACACAGAUUCAACUAAAGAGAUUCUCAGCUUCUUCACUGUGAAUCUUGUUCCCUCUCUUGCUGCAUCAGCUAACACUCACAAAACAAGACUUUCCAUAAUGAAACACUGAGAUUUUGAACUUCUAUUCAUAUUUCAAAUAUUAUAAUGCAUUUUAAGUUAGUUCCUGUUUCAGUAUUUUUUCAUCCCUUGGUCUUGAUUUUUUUCUAUUGUUUCUGUUUUGCUUGCCUUGUUUAGUUGGACCGGAGGUACAAUGUGCUACUAAAGAGUUUUUGGAAGGGCAAACUUUAGCAGAGACCUGCUUGGUUACAGGAAAUCCUGUCCCUACGGUCACAUGGCUGAAAAAUGGACAGCCAACGGACCCCACCGCCCCCCUAAGCCGAGAGGACGCAGGGCAGUAUGAAAUCGAAGCUGAGGGCGCUCAACUGAUCAGGGAGAAACUCGAGGUUCUUGUCUCAUGUGAGUGGCAAAUCCAGAUGUUUUGGUACAUUUUUUCAACAUAUUCAUCACAUAUACUUUAUAAUUUGGGGUAGUUUGAUGUAUUAUACAUAUUAAUUUAUAUAUUAAUUAAAGGUGACAUUAACGCAAAAUUGCAAAGGUUCAGAAAAAGUAGAAGUAAGCCAAAAUAGUGCAAAGUGUGUUUAAAACAACUUAAAGUUCUUGUAAGGAACUCCCUGUCUGUGUUGAUUUUGGAGCCCCCCUGUGGACAAAGUACUAACCCUUAAAUCCUUACAGAUUUUGUCCUUUCCUUGUACUUAUUGGUUAAUUUAAUUUAAUUUUGCUUCUAGAUGGGCCAGAGCUGUCAUGUCCAAGCACUUACACUGCACAGGAGCAUUCUCCUCACAACCUCACCUGCACCGUUGAAGGCUAUCCUCAACCUAAUACCACCUGGUAUAAAGAUGGUGAGGAGGUGGAACUUCCAAAGUACCUAACAAGAAGUGACGCAGGACAAUACAUCAUCACAGCCUCAAACAACCUUUUAACCGUCAACCUCUCAUUGGAUAUCACUGUCUUAUGUGAGUUUUAUUAUGAAUCAAUAUGUUACAUUAGUGGAUUUUCUUUUACUCUGACUUAUAUCCUUCAAAUGGUUGCCUUGUAGACCCACCAUCACCGAUUGUUGAGCUUGAAGACUCUGAAGUUGAAGUUGGCUCUACUGUGCGGUUGAAGUGCUCCUCCACUGGCAAACCAAGACCAAAGUAUUCCUGGGAUUAUUACCGUACUGACAACGUGGAGGAGAACAAUGAAGACGGAGUGUCUUAUCUGCUCAUCACCAAUUCCUCUACGCACAAUAUGGGCCUGUACAAAUGUCAUGCUUGGAAUGACAUGGGAAAUGUCUCAGCAACAGCCAGAGUCACGGUAAAAGGUAGGGGAAAUAUCUAGCAACCACAAAGAUUAAGAACACGGUUGAUAUUUUACCUGAAAAUAUUGAUUGUGUGGGCAAAAUCAAAGCAGCCAUAGAAGUAUGACCUGAUUAGGGUUUACAUCAUGAAGCUCCAAGUAUAGUUUGCCAGUGUGAUUAUUCUGGACCAGAAGUGACAGUAAUUCAGUGUGAAGAUGGAUACUGUGAAUGAUAUACAAUCCAAGGAUAGAUCCUGUUAGGUCAAGAAAGAAUUCUGGUUUGCCAAAAUGCCAGUAAAGACUCUAAGUACUGGGUUAAAGUGAGGGGUACGGAUGCCAACUGCCCAGCCACAAGUCCCUGCUUUGCUCACAGAUAGCAUUAUGAUGAUGACAUGGUUUUAACUUAGUUUUCAGGGCUUAAAGGAAAGAUUUUUUAAAUACAAAUGAAAGGCCAUGAAUUGAAAAAUCAUGAUAGAAAGAGUCUAACCUUGUUUAGAGUCAUGUCAAGAAUUUACGGAUGUCACAGAGGAUUUUUUGGACCCCUUUGCAAAAUUGUGGGUAAAACUGAGUGGCAACACAUUAUCAAGUUUUUACAAAUAUUAUUACUGAAAGGUAGGGGGAUCUUUUUAUGCCUUUAUGGGAAUGGGCAGAACAGUGGAUAGAUAGAGCAGGAGUAUGGAUAGAGUGGUGAGUGAUGUGCUUGCUAAAGCCUCAAUGCGCCUACAUGGGCUGCUUAAGCUGCUCAGCCAAUGGAACCCCAGUUUUCAGGUUUAGGGAUACUUACUUGCUGUGUGCUCCAAAGGUCAAACAUUAAGUUGAGCUGUGCACAUCAGCUCAGGAAUUCUCCUUGCAUUAGGCUUUUGGUGUACUUCCAGGUUGCAAAGUUUGGUCAGCCAUAACUUCUAGUAAUCAUUAAAUAUCAUGAAGAUAGGCAGUGGGGGUUUCCCCUCAUUGGCUAUUAGCAUCCUGAUGUUAGCAUGUUUAGCAUCAGAAUUACUGAAGGCUCUUUAAGGGAUAUUCCAGCAUUAAACAUUAAUUUAGGGUCAAACACACCGUAGCACUGAGUUAGACACCCCCUCAAGAGAUGAAUGUCGCAGACGGCUUGCUUCUCUAGUUAUGGCAACUUCAGUAACUACCGCAUGAUAGCAAUACACAGCAGUCUGAGGAGCCAUACACAAACCUCAACCAAAACGCCACUCUAUUACCACAAAUAAUGCUCAGAACAGCACCUGACUUCAUCAACAGUACAUACCGAGUCCUAGCCACAGCACUAGCCACCAAACAUCUUUUUAACUUUUUAACUAAAGAGACUAAACACAACUCACCUACUAUCUUCCAGCAGCCGCUUGUUUGUAGGCCCGUCCAUUAUGGACUGCUGCGGGUUGACGCCAUAGACUGUAUAUAAGAUGGACAACCUGGUUCCGCCUUCCGCCUGUAUACGGAUUUGAAGCCAAAAAGCUCUCGGUAAUUCCGGGUUUUUCUCCGCUUCCUUGAAACCAGAGCUGCGCAGUAGCGCGCAUUCGGCCGCGCAGUCGCCGAGAGUCCCUGCGAUGACGCUCGGCUCAAACAGCGUAUCCCCCAGGGUGAGCUACGCAAUCCCUGAACGCCCAUAGGCUGUACCAGAUGUCAAUCAUAGAAAACAUGAACCCCCUAAUAACUUUUAAAAACGGAGCUGUACAGAAAAAAAGACUUGGGCACAAACCAGUCUAACAAUAACUACAUGUCAACGUCACAAGCAGGGGGGAGAAAAAUUUAUGUUCUGUGUAAUAAAUUUCUAAGUUUGUCCACAGGCCCAUAAGCUUUGCUGGCGGAGGAUUUAUGACCUGUACUGCAGCCCACCAUCAGAGGGUGCUGUUCUCGGAGUGGCUUCAGCCAGCGAGGAGGCAGACUCUGUCCAUCUUAGAUACAGUCAAUGGUUGACGCAGCUCAAGGAAGAACAUUUAUGAUCAUUUCUUCAUGGAAAUGCAAUCAGACCGAGACGCUAAGGCAGAAUAAUUAAAUGCAUUAAAUUAAAUGAUAAAUCAUCAUAAUAAAAUAAUAAAAGUGCAGUAAAAACCUUAUACAUUCAUAUUUUUUAAUUACUUUUAAAGCAUCACAUCUUGUCAACAAACUUCAGACCUAUCUAUAGAUAUAAAAUUUAUUAUAUAAAUUGAAGAAAAUAUUGAUUUUAAUGCAUUAUUAUUUUUGGCACAUUGACAGUUUUAAGUAAAAACUUGUACAUGAACAUGUCUGAUAAAAGUGCAAUUAAAAACAAAAUACAUUCUUAUUUUUACUUUACUUUUGAUUAAACACAUCUUGUCAACAACUUGAGACCUAUCCAUAGAUAUAAAGUUUAUUUAUUUAUUUAUUUAUUUUUAGGGUUUUUAGUGAAGCCAAUAGAUAGGCUUUUUGAAUUAAGAAAAUAAAAGUGAAAAAAAAAAAUAGUGCCAAAAUUUCAUACAGCUUGCCUUUAAACUGACCAGUUCACUGAGAGACGAACAAAAAGAGAAAAAAACACCCAAAAUGUCACUUUUGGGCCCCUAGAUGCUCCGAGAGUUAACAAUGCAACAGCGAACCUCUGGUAUAGGAACUUGGUUGAAGCUGACUGCGCAGCAACUUUAGAGACAUUUAUAGACAUAGUGGGUGCGAAUGCCCUCGGUGAGUGUGUGUUCCUUGUUUCCAUGUUGAGUGAGGGGGUUGGCUUUUUCCCAGUUUCCUCUUCAUUGGUGUGGAGCUGGGAGAUCGCGGUGCUCAAAGCCACAGUUUAGCUUCGCCUUCUCCCUUGGUGCCAUAAACGUCAACAGUUUGCCGCUGCUUCGUACCGUACAGCUGAGGGGAGCAGAAAAAAAGAAACUCGGAGUCACUUAGUGAAACAGAAGAAGGCCGGCAGCUGUUGGAAAAACCUCGGACUUUUUUAGAUGGAGGAAACAUACUCUCUUCGACUUCUGUCAGUCUUAAUAACUUUAAGGCUGCUGUCGCUUUCUAACGGGACAGGACCGAGUAAGUUGCGCAGAUGUUGGCGAGUUUAUGUUUGCUGUAUGUACAGAAAUGGCUCCAUUACAUUUUCCUUUUGGUCUAUUUAUGUAGACAUGCUGGGUGAUUACGACAGGCUGACUUAAAGCAACAGACUUUUAUUGUUGUAUAUAUUCAGGAGGGUUUCAUUGUUCAUGUUGCAGUACCUUUACUUUGAAGGGGGAAAUGGCCUUAAAUUGUGAAGGGUGAAUAAGUAUCAUGGAAAGUAUGACUGAAUUGUGGAAAUAUUUUAGUAGACAAUGAUUACCUUGAACUCAUGAUAACAUCUUUCUGACUUACUUUUGCUUUUGUGUUAAAUGGAGUUAGUAGACUGUAGAAAAUGAAGUUGCCCACUGAGAUACACAGGGAGAGGCUGAACACAAAGAAUGGUGGGCAGAAAGUUCAGAGUUUUUCAAAGGGAGGGGUAUAUCCUUCCUGAGCAUUUUCCUCUUGCCUCCUGAGACAUGGCUUUUGUUCAACAGUAUGUCAGUAAAGCACUGGAGGAGGAAAUGUUGUUUUAAGAUAAUGGUUGUGUGUAGUAGACUCGAACUGCAAUAACAUUCUCACCCCCACUCUUAAUUUCCGCAGGUGCCAAGCAAGAAUGCCCUAUCGAAGUAACCCCAGACAGGAUGGUGAUACAAUACCAAGGGAGGAGUGAGAAAGCAACAUGCAAGCCAAUGUCCAACAUCUCGAGCAACGUCGAAAAAUUAUACUGGCAAGAUCAGGAAAACAAUUCGACAAACAAUUCGAUAAGUUGGUCUGUUGACACCCACAAAGACUGGAACUCAAAGCCUGAGUGUAUUGGGUCUUUUGUGGGCAAAGGAGAGUGCCGGAAACGUCUAAACGUCAUUCUUUACAGUAUGUAUCUUUUACUUUUACAUGCAUGCAUGCUCUUAAUCUUUGAAAAUGUUUCUGUUGAUUUCAUCUUUUAAACUAUUUGUCCAGAAACCCCAGACAGUGUCUCCAUCCUUCCUGUUGGUAAUAUAAGCUCCGUGGUGGAGGGGAGAGAGUUCGAGCUGCAGUGUGAUAUAACCAAUGUUGCUCCUGCACGAAACCUGGCAGUGCAGUGGCUCAUAGGGAAUGAAACCAUCGGACCAUUCAAAGGUAGGAGUCAUAUUUUACACAAGUUUCGCCUUUUCUGUUAGGGCAAAAGAGAGAAACAAUAUAACCCCUAAUAUAAGACAUAGGAUCUGCACACAAACAUGAGACAUGUUAUUUUCCUCAAUGUGCAGAAACAUAUUAAUGUUUACAGACCAGAGCGAAAAGCAAAGACUGCUUCUUGAGAUGCGUCAAUCCUAUUGGAUCAAGAUUAGGAUAUGGACAAUUUUUUUAAUUACAUCAGCUUUUAUAAAUCCAGCAUGAGUAAGUUAACUUUAGUAACCCCAUACAGUAUGUUCUGCUUCUUUACUGGAGCUGUACAGCAAAGUUUGUAACAACAUACAAGGUGAUUUAAAGCAUGGUGAGUCUGCUGUUAGUGUUACAACAGACAAUUGGAGCUCCCAUGUUUGUAGCAUGUCAUUAAGUUGCAGUAAUGCAUGCACACCCUGACAGUUCAUGUCAAGCCAAUUAUACAACUUAUAAGUGAACCUAAGUUAUUAUAAAUCCUUGAGGGAAUUUGUAAUUUUUUUUUUCCAAAUUUUAAAGUAAUGAAGUUUUUCUAGAUUGAUAUCGUUUGGUGAAUAUAUAUUUUACCCAGGCAAAUUCAGGUCUUGGAUUGGGACCCAGCAGAUAUGCAAUAGUUUAUUCUUAGAUAAUACGCUGCCAUCACCAAUAGUACUGGAAUAAGACAACAGUGUACCACACACACAAGUAGAAAGCAUAAAACACAUCUUCCGUCUGCUCCUAAAUGGUGUUCCUCUUUUCUCCAUCAGGCGCAGUACGAGUGACUAACUGCCCGCCAGAGGACAACACAAACUGUAACAUCAGCGCCACUGGUUCCCUACUGAAUGUGACGUCUACAAUCAGCAUCACUCUGAACCGAACACACAACGGGACAGACCUCAGAUGCGAGGCUCUGUUGGACCUCUGGCCUCCUCAGCCUCCUCUAACCACGAUGUCCAGCUCCUUCAACAUCACUGUCAACUGUGAGAUCACAUUUAUGUUUUCAGUGACACUGAUUAUGAAAAGUUGAAAAGUCUUGGUGUUUUUUCACUGAAGGGAUAUUUUGGUUCAUAUUUUGGUCAGUAUCGUACACAGUCUUUGACCUCACACAGCGCUGUUUGGUAUGUUCUCAACAGAUAAGCCCGUUAUCGACACCCAAAAACUCGCAAAGAUUGUCCCAGUGUUCAGAGGUUACCCCGAGGACCUUGUUUGUAAGGCUGAUGGUCAUCCACCUCCAAAGAUUGUGUGGCUCUACAGCUCGGACAAAGGGCCCCACGUAUCUGGAGAUAUGUUAACCGUGUCUGAAGCGGGUCUCUACAACUGCACCGCUACCAAUGAGGUGGACUCCAUUUUCUUCGAGGUUGAGGUGGUUUUAAAAGGUAAGCCCUCCAGUUAUUUAAACUACUUAUGACUUUAUGAAAGUGUGCAUACUUUCUUUAAAAACUCUGUAAGAUCCUUUCAUAGUUGUGGGACACUCCCUGGCAGUGAAACCAGAUCUCUUGCUAACACUAAAUAUGUAUUCCAGUUAAAUAUUUCUAAAAGCUGUUAAUUAAAUAUAUAACUCUGAAUUAAAGUUGGAGCAUCUUCUGGUCAUCAUUCGGUCAAUAUAAGGAGAAAAAACUGUGACAGUAAAACAAUAAAUCCUAAUGAGAUGGAGAUUUUCUGUACUUGUAACAGUUUUAUCAAAAUUUCUAAUGAUUAGUAUAUUGUCUGAUUUCAUUACAGAGGACUACCUUCCCCUCAUAGCUGGAUUUGUGGCCGUCACAGUCAUUGCCAUCUCCAUCAUUUUCGUCUUCAUCUACUCGAUCUAUUACAAGAACACCAAAAUGCGACGCUACAGUCUCAAAAACCCCAAACUCAGCGCCCACAACAGCAACGUGGCUCAAAAUGGAUGGGACCUGCAGUUUCCUAUGACUAAACUGUCCUAGCAGCAUUGAGCGGAUAGCUGAUCACUUUGAAUCAGCUGCAUCUCACUGCCAAUGAUAUCUACAGAGUCAGAAACGUCUGAAUACCACUCAGCCUGCAGGCUCACUCUGGUUUUAUUGGAAAUCUCUCAGAUUCGUCAAACAGCACACACUCGAUCAUUCUUACAUCUGUUUGGUCACAUGGAAUUUUUUUACCUUAUAUUGAGUAAUCUGAGUAUGACAUCGGGCCAAGUAAAAUGAAAAAGUUAGGCUUGAGAUGCGCAUUUUUGUAUUUACUACUGGAUUUGACCUGUUUUCACUGGACAGGGAGAAGGAGAGGAGUUAAGACCCAAAACUUGGCCCUGAAUUACCAGAAAACUGUCAACUGAUCUGACAUUGGUUCUUUAGCACAAAGGGAAUUUGUUUGUUUUGAUGUCCACUUUAAAAUUUACAAAUCAUGCAAGUGGCGACCCUGAGGCUGCCGUGGUUUUAACAGCCACACUAACAAGAAGUGCACUAUUUUUUUUUCUCUAUUUGCUGAUCAGCCUCUGAAAGUGUGAUACUGAAUCUGUGAAAAUGACACCGACUUUGCCAAAUGUGUGGACAUUUUUUGCUUCGAAUUCACUGAGCCCAGUGUCCCUUCAUUAUUCUUUGUAAAACACUGCACUUGUUCUAGAGUUUGUAGCCUUCUCUGUGCCUGACCCUAGUACCACACUGUGCCAGGAUUCGGCUUCAUGGGGUCACACUGUCUUUUACCAAAGUUCUUGGCUUUUGUACAAAUGGCUGCGGGCAAUGUGCCUAUCAGAACUGUAUAUUCAGGAAUAUAUUUUAUGUAAAUGCAAAUGGUAUUUAUUUAUUUAGAAACUGUAUUGAUUGAGCUUUUUAGUAUGAAAAAAGGGACUGCAGACAUGUUUUUACAUUUUUUAAAAGACUGGAAGACUAAGUGGUAAUGGGUCCUACUCACAGUAUCGGCACAUGAGGACAUUGAAACACAUUUGUGAAUACGGCUGUAAAUAUUUGUUUGGUGUUAAACUGAAACUGUAUUUUAAUAAUAAAAAUGUGAGUUUUCAGACUGAUUGUUUUGUCACUGAAAUUUGGUAGGUUUGACUACAUCUGGUAGGGGAGAGUGGGGUAAGAUGAGCCAUUUUUCAUAUUUCAGAUCACUACAUCAAGGCAAUCAUAGUUUUGUCUCUAACUAGUGUAUCUGCAUAUAUUUCAAGAUGUUGAGCAUCCCUGCAAACCAGCAAAAUGAGUGUAAACAUAACUGUCUUGAUAAUAUAGCAUGAGAAAAAAAGUGGUCUCCUAUGGUCAACUUACCCCGUGUAUGGGGCAAGUUGACCAUAGGAGUGAGGUUAGUUGAGCUGUAUCCCUACUACCCCUAAACCCUCCACCCCAGCCCUCCCUCACCUUCUCUCUCCCUAAAUAACAGUCACUUCUUUCUUUAGUAUUUUUAUCUAUUAUACGCUUUUCAACUGGUACAAUAAUUCUUUUAUUAUUUUUGCAUAUAAAGAGCUGUUUUGUUUUGCCUUUAAGUGAUUCAGAACAUUCACAGAUGUAUUUUUGAAAAGACAAAGUAAAACAUUCAAAAAUCUGAACUGAAACUCUGAUCCUCUCAUCAGACUAAUUUACUUUCUCAUUUGAGAACUACUAUGAUGACUUUAUUAGUCCUCUAAACUAAAAUGGUGGACUUUUAUGUUGUAGCUCAUAGAUACCACAAUUCAUGUAUAAAACAAAUUUAAAAUGGUCUUUUUUGGUCUGAACACAAUUCUAAUAAAACUUAUGACAGACUAAAUUCACUUUCAAGAGUGAAAAAUGUUUUUUUUUUGUAAAUAAAUGUCUAACUCCUUCACCCAUGUGCUUCUAACCCUCACAGACUCUAUGAAUUGAUGCCCAUCUCCUAAAUAUUUGGUCACAUGAUCAAUUUCUUUGACCAUUUCCAAGUAACAGGGAGUGGCUCAACUUACCCUUUGGCUCAACUUACCCCACUCUCCCCUGUGCAUGUAGGCCUAUAGAAUACUAAUUUAUGGCAAAGAUCAAGUCUAAAGUCCAUUUUAUAGACAUCUUUCGAAAACAAACUUGAAAAUUCUUUUUUUAAAGAAUAUGCUCCUUAUAGAAGAGGAUUUUCACCAUAUUCCUUAAGUUUUGUUUGUAGAGAGGGAACAGCCAGUAGAGGGUACUAUAUACCACCUGUGUCUUAAAUGCUGCCUUCCAGUGCUGUUGGAAUCGUUGGAACAAUUACGAACUACAGUCACUCCACGUGCUAAAGUAAAGAGUUGUGUGUUGGUUGAAUUGCCAGACUUUGUCAGCAUAGGAUGUCAGAACAAACUUAACUAGAUAUUUAAUGUAUUGGUGGAAUUGCUGGUUAGGGAAAGUGUCCAAAAAGCAGGUUCAGACCGUUUUAGAAAUACACAUCGUUUAACGCAUUAUACUCCAUUUCUUAAUCGGACGUUUUUAACUUUGCGGUCCCACAGACGAGAACAAAUGGGGUGUUUCCCAAACUGUUGAGC